Tricharina praecox is the source of this 1085-nucleotide messenger RNA. RefSeq names its product ribosomal protein S5 domain 2-type protein. Gene Ontology annotation, molecular function: structural constituent of ribosome; RNA binding. The transcript has 2 exons. NCBI's taxonomy places the organism in Eukaryota, Fungi, Ascomycota, Pezizomycetes, Pezizales, Pyronemataceae. Gene Ontology annotation, biological process: translation. The record is from RefSeq and is a predicted model, not a curated record. Bases 66 to 995 code for a protein of 309 amino acids. Gene Ontology annotation, cellular component: ribosome; mitochondrial small ribosomal subunit.
GACUUUUUGGUCAACCUGAAUCUCAAUCCAACCCACCAGCUUCACACGUCCACGAAAUUCACAUCAUGGCGGCCGGCGUCGCCUCUUUACGAUGCUCGCUCAGAGCGGUAUCGGGUGAUCUGUUCCAAAUCUCGCGUCCCCGACUCAGCCAACUCGCCGGCGCGACGACCUCGCGGUUUCUGACCACCUCGACCACCCGAGCUGCGGCAGCAGAGACACACUCCUACUCGCCGGAGCAGCCACCAACAUGGUCGCAGACCAAAGAGAAGACUCGUCUCGUCCCCGUCUCGGCCUCCUACUUCACCGGCAACUCCGACUUCUACGAUAACUGGCUGGCCCUGCAGGACCUGCAGCGAAAGUACCAGACACUCCCUACGGUGCCCAUGGCCGAGGCACCCCCGGCGAAAUGGAAGACGUUGGCACAGUACCGCGGAAUCGUCGGUAUGUCGGUCAAGGCUGCCCGCUACAAGAAGAUUAUCGACAUCCUCGACCGGCUCAAUUGCAUCAAUCCCGCCGUGAUCCCCGAGGACGUGCGCAUGGCGCUCGACAUGUACCGACGUGAUCUGGCCCAGGCCGAGAACCAGGGGAAGCCGAAGGUUUUGGAUCAUCUGGGAAGGGCUAGGGGUGUCGGACGGAGAAAGACUUCGGUGGCCAGGGUGUUGCUCUCAGAGGGAACUGGGCAGGUGCUCAUCAAUGGAAAGCCGCUCGCGGAUGUCUUUGAACGUGUGCAUGAGCGCGAGAGUGCUGUCUUCCCGUUGAUUGCCACGGAACGCAUGAGCAAGUACAAUGUCUGGGCUUCGGUCAUGGGAGGUGGAAAGACGGGUCAGGCGGAGGCGUUGACUCUAGGUGUUGCACGGGCUUUGCUCGUUCACGAGCCAGCAUUGAAACCGGCCUUGCGAAGAGCUGGUGUUGUUACCCGUGAUCCCAGGAUGGUUGAACGUAAGAAGCCUGGUCACGUUAAGGCUCGCAAGAUGCCUGCCUGGGUCAAGCGUUAAGAUGGAGGAAGUUUUUGCAUUGUAUAUUAGACCGGUGUGUAAUAUCCUCAAUGACUCUAGAGCUCAUGUCAUGAGAUUUGAGAUGCAAGU